CCGGAGCAGAAGAGCCUCGGGAUGGAAGCUGCGGCAGCUUCCUUCAAAUGCUACAAACUGAACUCAAAGGGCAAAAGUCGUUUGCAACCAAUUAAUGCAUUGGAGAGGAAGAGGCUGAAGCUUUCCCUUCCCAGGAGACUCAGGCAAAAGCAAGCUGCUGCAGCCUCUCCUUUCUGCCUUGUUCUUCCUCGUUCGUAACGUUUGCCGUCUUGACCAGUCUCCAAUGUUGCUUGGCCACAGAUCCCAGGUUUCAUCUCUGACAUUUUGAAGGUUUUUCAGGGCUUUCUUCUCCAAAGCUUGAGCUGCUCUCCAGGCGACUUGGCUUGCUUGCGCUGAGCUCCACAAGAUCCUGACUCUCUCGGUGCUGAGGCCCGGAUCCUGCUGUUCCAACACGGCAAAGGUUGCUCAAGGCUGGGACUUUGCAUCUGCUGCAUGAUCUCUGCAUUUGGGUUGAGGUCUUCCUCCUCUGGCGCCCCAUGGGGCCUCUUUUGUCCUGAGCAUCCCCAUGCUGUGCCCAUUUGCCAGAGGUCAGGGGGACCCCUUGGCCAUGCCUUCCCUGGGACCUUCUGCCCUCUUUCUCCUUCUCCUCUCUUCAGUGGGUUCGGCCAACCAGCCCCCCAACUUUGUCCUGAUUUUUGCGGAUGACCUGGGCUUUGGGGAUCUGGCCAGUUAUGGCCAUCCGACCUCCGCCACGCCGAACCUGGACAAGAUGGCUGCCAGUGGCCUUCGCUUCACUGACUUCUACAGCAGCAGCCCAGUUUGCAGUCCGUCACGGGCUGCCCUGCUGACAGGACGCUUCCAGACCCGCUCCGGCGUCUAUCCUGGGGUCUUCUACCCGGGGUCCCGAGGAGGCCUUCCUUUGGCUGAAGUGACCGUGGCGGAGGUGCUGAAGGGCCGGGGCUAUGCCACCGCCGUGGUGGGCAAGUGGCACCUGGGAUUCGGACCCAAUGGCACCUUCCUGCCCACAAACCAAGGGUUUGACCACUUCUUUGGUGUGCCUUACUCCCAUGACCAGGGACCGUGCCAGAACCUGACCUGCUUCCCUCCAGACACACGAUGCUUUGGGACCUGCGACCAAGGAGUGGUCACCGUCCCCCUGAUUUGGAACCAGACUAUAGUUGAGCAGCCGCUCUCCUUCCCUCGCCUCCAGCCCCGCUACAAUGCCUUUGCCCGGGACUUCAUUGCUGACUGUGCGCGGCGCAACCAGCCCUUCCUGCUGUAUUAUGCUUCCCACCAUACGCACUACCCCCAGUUUGCAAGCCAAGAGUACACUGGUCAGUCGCCCCGGGGGCCUUUUGGAGACGCUCUCCUUGAAUUCGAUGGGUCGGUGGGGCACCUCUUGCAAGCCUUGCAGGUCAAUGGGGUGCAGAAGAAUACCUUGGUCUUCUUCACUGCUGACAACGGCCCUGAGACCAUGCGCAUGUCCCGGGGCGGCAGUUCUGGCAUCCUCAAGUGUGGCAAAGGCACCACCUAUGAAGGAGGAGUGAGGGAGCCGGCUGUGGCCUACUGGCCUGGACGCAUCACUCCGGGCGUCACCCAUGAGAUGGCCAGCACCCUCGACAUCUUGCCAACGCUAGCAGCCAUGGCUGGCGUGCCCCUUCCCAAUGUGACUUUGGACGGAUACGACCUCAGCCCCGUCCUCUUUGGAAGCGGGAAGAGCCCCCGCCGGGUGAUGUUCUACUACCCACCAUCCCCGAACCAGUUGCUGGGUGUCUUUGCUGUCCGCUACCAGAAGUACAAAGCCCACUUCUUCACUCAAGGUGCCUUCCACAGCGGCAUGACUCCGGACGCCGACUGCCAAGGAACCGCCCUAUUGAAGGCCCAUGACCCCCCACUGCUGUUCGACCUGGAUUCGGAUCCUGCUGAGAACUACAACCUCCUCCAGGGAAGCACCGUGGGGCCAGACGUUCUGGCUGUCCUCAAGGAGACCCGCUUCCAGAAGGCGCUUUUUGACAAGCAGAUGGAGUUUGGGGAGAGCCAGCUUGCAAGGGGCAUGGACCCCUCUCUCGAACCCUGCUGUGCCCCCCAAUGUGGCCCAAAACCCUCAUGCUGCAGCUGUGCAUCAACCUCUUAGCCCUUGUUCCCUCCAGGGCUUGGAAAAGUUCCUUUUAACAGGCCGCAACUUUGCAAAAAGUACAGUCAGCCCUCAGUAUCCAUGGAUGGAUUCAAGCAUCCACAACUUGAAAAUGUUCAGAAAAAUGUUCAGAUUGACCUGAAUUGAUUCAAGAGCCGGGUCAAAACUAACAAAAUGAAUUUCAGCAAAGAGAAAUGCAAGGUACAGCCAGCCCUCCAGGUCCUCAGAGGCAAACAUCCAUGGCUUGCAAAUAUAUAUUCCAAAAAGCAAACC
Molecule: messenger RNA, 2347 nt
Organism: Sceloporus undulatus (fence lizard)
Lineage: Eukaryota; Metazoa; Chordata; Lepidosauria; Squamata; Phrynosomatidae
Gene: ARSA
Product: arylsulfatase A
Exons: 10
Coding region: 506-2074 (522 amino acids)
Molecular function (GO): arylsulfatase activity
Source: RefSeq, a predicted model, not a curated record